AUGGGUAAAGGAGGAGGUUGCAUACCAAGCAAGAAAAAGGCACCAAUUUCUGCCCCAGAAAAGAAUGAUCCUGUUAGUACUGAGAGCCUAGUCAUAGAAAAUAGAGAAGCAACUUCAGGCCAAGAGAAGCUAGUCCAAGAAGUCAAAAAGCUGAGAGUUUUUAUAGUGUUCUACUCAAUGUAUGGCCAUGUGGAGUCGUUGGCAAGAUCUUUGAAGAAAGGAGUUGAUUCCAUUGAAGGAGUAGAAGGGGUCUUGUAUCGCGUGCCGGAGACACUGCCUGAGGAGGUCUUGCAACUGAUGAAGGCACCCCAGAAGGAUGAUCAAGUACCAUUGAUAUCUGCAGAGAAGUUGGUUGAGGCUGAUGGGUUGUUGUUUGGGUUUCCAACAAGGUAUGGGAGCAUGGCAUCACAGAUGAAAGCUUUCUUUGAUUCAACAGGACAGUUGUGGAGGGAGCAGAAGCUGGCAGGUGUGCCUGCUGGCUUUUUUGUCAGCACUGGCACUCAGGGCGGUGGCCAAGAAACCACCGCUUGGACUGCAAUCACACAGUUAGUCCACCAUGGGAUGCUUUAUGUUCCUAUUGGUUACAGCUUUGGUGCUGGAAUGUUUGAGAUGGAAUUCAUUAGAGGAGGAUCUCCAUAUGGUGCUGGAGUUUUUGCUGGAGAUGGCACAAGACAAGCAAGUGAAAUGGAGCUGGCCCUUGCAGAGUAUCAGGGCAAGUACAUGGCCACAACAGUCAAGAAAUUAGCCCAUAAAAGCUAA
This is a messenger RNA of Abrus precatorius (Indian licorice), 759 nucleotides long. Its product is annotated as probable NAD(P)H dehydrogenase (quinone) FQR1-like 2. Bases 1 to 759 code for a protein of 252 amino acids. The record is from RefSeq and is a predicted model, not a curated record. The transcript is spliced from 2 exons. NCBI's taxonomy places the organism in Eukaryota, Viridiplantae, Streptophyta, Magnoliopsida, Fabales, Fabaceae. Gene Ontology annotation, molecular function: NAD(P)H dehydrogenase (quinone) activity; FMN binding.